UUCGGUAGGUUUCAAAUAAACUUAAAUGUCUACACUUAAUACUUUCGCAAGCUUCAAAUUCUUUUUAUUUUUAUAAAGAGCAGGACUCAGGCUAGGAGAGCAUUUGGACUAGGUAAAAAAGAAAAUCUUUGGUUUUGUGUACACAAAUUUUAAAAUACAUUGUACAAUUUUUUUUUUUUUUUUUUGGAUACAGACUACUGUUUACAGGAUCCGCGUUAUUGUAUUUGCCUUCAGUAACUGGCUCUCCUGUCCGCAUCCAGUAAGGUUUCCACUCUUCUCUUCAUUGACUGCUGAAGUUACUGAAACAGCAACUACAAAUGGCCUUACUAACCUACUUAUUUUGCAAUUACACUUUUACAAAGAUAUCCCCCUACUCCUCCCCUAGGGUGGAGCAGAAACGGCUCCGCGGCGUUGGCAGCUCGUGUGCGAGGGACCCUGGCUCCCCGAGGCUGCAGUCUUUUUUCUUGGACUGAACGCCCCGCGGGACCGUUCCCUCCACUUUCCCCCGCACUCGCGCAGCGCACCUGCCAGCACACACAGCGCUGGAGCCCGCAUUGCCCGGCACCACACUCGCCUCCGGCUUGAGAAGCCAGUCACCGAGUUCCGGAGCGGGAACGAGAUGUAAACACGGAGUGGGAACAUGCAGCCGAUCUGAGAAGGCGGCGCGAGAGUAGACACAGCCUGCGCCAGGCGGCUCUUAUUUAUCCAGCACUUACACUCCAGGGCAAGCGGGCCCAGGCAGCGCACUCUUGCAGGAGGAUGCACUGGCGCAGAGCCUGGACCUGCUGAAGCGGGAAGGCGGAGCUAGGGCUGGGGGCGGAGCUUUCACACGCGCACCCUCGCUUCCCUCCUUCCCUCGACACAGCAACUGGGUCUCCAGCCGCCACUCCGGGUUUAUUUGUUUACAAGCGGAUUACGUCAGCUCCUCCCUCUCUUCCCUAUCUCUGGACCCGCCUCCUGGACUCUUUUCCCGCCCCUUUCGGCUCCGAACCGGCUUGCGUCACAAUGGUGCGAUAUUCGGAUUGGCUGGAGUCGGCCGUCACGCUCCAGCUACGCCACUUCCUUUUCGUGGCACUAUAAAGGGUGCUGCACGGCGCCUGCAUCUCUUCGCCCCUCGGAGCUGGAAAUGCGACUGUUGGGAUAUUCAGAUGCUGGGGAGCUGGAGGCGGAGGCGGCUGGGGAGGUCCGAGCGAUGUGACCAGGCCGCCAUCGCUCGUCUCUUCAUCUCUCCUGCCGCCUCCUGUCUCGAAAAUAACUUUUUUAGUCUAAAGAAAGAAAAAAAAAAGUAGCCGUCCGCCCCUCACGCCCUCUCUUUCUCUCAGCCUUCUGCCCGGUGAGGAAGCCCGGGGUGGCCGCUCCGCCGUCGGGGCCGCGCUGCCGAGCCCCGGCCGCCCCGGGCCGUCCCCGCACGCCGCCCCCAUGCAUCCCUUCUAUACCCGGGCCGCCACCAUGAUAGGCGAGAUCGCCGCCGCCGUGUCCUUCAUCUCCAAGUUCCUCCGCACCAAGGGGCUCACGAGCGAGCGACAGCUGCAGACCUUCAGCCAGAGCCUGCAGGAGCUGCUGGCAGAACAUUAUAAACAUCACUGGUUCCCAGAAAAGCCAUGCAAGGGAUCGGGUUACCGUUGUAUACGCAUCAACCAUAAAAUGGAUCCUCUGAUUGGACAGGCAGCACAGCGGAUUGGACUGAGCAGUCAGGAGCUGUUCAGGCUUCUCCCAAGUGAACUCACACUCUGGGUUGACCCCUACGAAGUGUCCUACAGAAUUGGAGAGGAUGGCUCCAUCUGUGUGCUGUAUGAAGCCUCACCAGCAGGAGGUAGCACUCAAAACAGCACCAACGUGCAAAUGGUAGACAGCCGAAUCAGCUGUAAGGAGGAACUUCUCUUGGGCAGAACGAGCCCUUCCAAAAACUACAAUAUGAUGACUGUAUCAGGUUAAGAUAUAGUCUGUGGAUGGAUCAUCUUAUAAUGAUGGAUAAAUUUGAUUUUUGCUUUGGGUGGGCUCCUCUUGGGGAUGGAUUAUGGAAUUUAAACCAUGUCACAGCUGUGAAGAUCUGGCACAAGAUAGAGUGGUAAAAAAAAUUUUUUUAAGUGACAGUGCCAUAGUUUGGACAGUACCUUUCAAUGAUUAAUUUUAAUAGCCUGUGCGUCCAAGUAAAUGAUCACUUUAUUUGCUAGGGAGGGAAGUCCUAGGGUGGUUUCAGUUUCUCCCAGACAUACCUGAAUUUUUACAUCAGUCCCUUUAAAGAAAAUCUGUAUUUCAAAGAACCUUUCUCUGCAGUAAAUCUCGCAGAGGAAUUUGCACUAUUACACUUGAAAAUUGUUACUGUUAACCUUUUUGGCAGCUCAAUAGGAAAGCUGAACGUUUUAAACAUGGUAGUACUGGAAAUUUUACAAGACUUUUACCUAGCACUUAAAAUAUGUAUAAAUGUACAUAAAGACAAACUAGUAAGCAUGACCUGGGGAAAUGGUCAGACCUUGUAUUGUGUUUUUGGCCUUGAAAGUAGCAAGUGACCAGAAUCUGCCAUGGCAACAGGCUUUAAAAAAGACCCUUAAAAAAGACACUGUCUCAACUGUGGUGUUAGCACCAGCCAGCUCUCUGUACAUUUGCUAGCUUGUAGUUUUCUAAGAUUGAGUAAACUUCUUAUUUUUAGAAAGUGGAGGUCUGGUUUGUAACUUUCCUUGUACUUAAUUGGGUAAAAGUCUUUUCCACAAACCACCAUCUAUUUUGUGAACUUUGUUAGUCAUCUUUUAUUUGGUAAAUUAUGAACUGGUGUAAAUUUGUACAGUUCAUGUAUAUUGAUUGUGGCAAAGUUGUACAGAUUUCUAUAUUUUGGAUGAGAAAUUUUUCUUCUCUCUAUAAUAAAUUGUUUCUUAUCUUGGCAUUUUAA
Messenger RNA from Chlorocebus sabaeus (green monkey), 2887 nucleotides. It is a transcript of the gene BTG1, whose product is annotated as BTG anti-proliferation factor 1. NCBI's taxonomy places the organism in Eukaryota, Metazoa, Chordata, Mammalia, Primates, Cercopithecidae. Gene Ontology annotation, biological process: negative regulation of cell population proliferation. The record is from RefSeq and is a predicted model, not a curated record. Gene Ontology annotation, cellular component: nucleus; cytoplasm.